AAAUAGGACGCAAGAAAACUCUGAAUACCAGUUUAUGUUACUUGCGUAGCCCUCUCUAAGGUAUUUUAGGGUGAAUUCAUCCGCAUUGACUACAUUCGAUAUAUCAUGAAAAAUAAUCAAUGUCUACAUCUUGUAUUCUAUGCUCCCUUGAUACAUAAAAUCAUCCUGUUACUUUAUGAAAUCGUGUCAAUGGACUGUAACGCCAUUUGUGUUACAAGGGGCAUGAUGUAAACUUUAGACUCUGCUAGAAAUUUUAAAGUGCGAAUAAAAAUGCUGAUUCUUUAAACUUCCAUUGACUUUCUUCCCUUUUUCCUCCUCUUGAAGACAUUCGAAUGGACUCAAGUCGACCUAUAUUAGACUCCUUGACAAAGGCACCACCUAAGGAAGUUAUUGUCAGCGUGACAAAACCAGCACUUGCACCAUCCACUCAGCGAUCUGUGGUUUCCAAAGUUCUUGGUUUUAUACCAGCGAUUCUUUUAAAAAUCGUUGGGUUUGCUACCAUUUCAAUACCUGUCUUCUUUUAUAGAAUUCUUACUUGGUCAUUCACCUUGCACCUGAAUUUUUCAUCACUUCUCGUCAUUCUUACCAUCAUUGCUACCAUCGCUUAUCUUGUCGUUCGAUAUCGAUUCCUGACCAAGUAUUCGCGCUUAAAGCCAAUUAAAUCGCCCAAAGUAGCAUCCUCCUUUGAUUUACAUCCAGAUACUGGUGAAGAAAAUGAAUAUUCCAAGCCAGGGUUUAAGAACUAUCCAGAUGAGUUUUUAUCAGCCUUCUUGUCUUCCAUUAAGAUCUUUGGUUACUUGGAGCAACCCGUCUUUCAUGAACUUGCACGACAUCUUCAAACCAAAAAGCUAUUGGCUGGCGAUACUCUUUUUAGAAACCCGGAUCAAGAACGUUCGUUUUAUAUCGUCGUGGACGGACAUGUGCAAUUGUUUGUAAAGCCUGAAAAUGAGGACUUGGAUGAUACGAGUGAUGAGGAUGACGUAUUUGAAUCCAACGAUUUGUGGAAUCAACCAGCAGAUGAUAGUGACCCCUUUGAUUCGAAUCAUAGAAGAGAUAAAUUUAAAAAUUACACCUUGAUUAAUGAAGUAGGUGCUGGCGGUACUCUAUCAAGUCUGUUUACUAUCCUUUCCAUCUUUAGAGAAAGCUUCAACAGGUCAGAAGCCAAGGAGCGACAGAGACAAAAGUCAACAUCUAAAUCUCAUCUAUCACGUUUGGUUCCUGUCUCUAAUAACAAUGAACCAAACAAGGACUCAUCAUCUGACGAAUGGAAACAAGUAUUUCCUAGUUUAGAAGAGCCGAUGGUACCUAGUGUUUCAAAACCUGAAUCAGAGAACAGUGGGCUGCGUAAAAGGACAAGAUCAGUACAUCCAACCGUGUUAUCACCACAGGCAGUCAGCUCUCAAGACCAGAUUUUAGCCAGUGAAAACGAAGACAUCGAGCCACAUGAGUUGAAUGAUUCAUUUGGUCUGCCGCCUCCUACUACUUCCAAGAAGUUAUCCGCCUCCACCUCCAAAUAUUCUCAGCCGUUACAAGAUAUAAAUGGUUACUCAAAAUGGCAUAGACGAUCCUAUCGCUCUGUUCAUCCCAACAUUAUUGCCCGAGCAACGGUUGAUACGACAUUGGCCGUUAUCCCUGAAGAAGCUUUCCACAAAUUGACACAAAAGUUCCCCAAGGCUGCUGCUCAUAUUGUUCAAGUGAUUGUUACUCGAUUUCAGAGGGUUACUCUGAUGACAAGUCAUCGGUAUCUUGGUCUGACAAAGGAACUUUUACGACUGGAAAGGCUCGUGAAUGAAUCUGCUAGUUUACCCGAACUUCCAGCGGAUUUUUUUGCUCCCGAUGGAAUGGACCGUUUGAGACACAAGUUCAACGAUGAAGAAACUGCAUCUCAAGACAAUGAGAAUGGAUUGACACCGGCAGAAAUUAGCCGUAGUGAUAGUACUGGAAUCAUUCAAGCUAUAGGUAUCAUCGAUAUGCCCGAUACACCAUCCAUUCAUAACGGCAGUCCUAAUAGCAAUCCUAAAUUGGGUUCAUCUCCAUCCAACGCCGCUUCACCUCGCUUAUACCGCCAAAAGUCCAAUAGAAGAGGCGAGUAUAGCAUGGAAGAUGAUGAACAUUUACGAACAUCGAUCGUAAAGUGUGUUUCAGAUGCACUUGGAAUCAAGCCUAAAAACUCCAGUGCUUCCUCAGAAGAGCCCAAGUCUCCGUUUGCCAUGUCUCCUAGAGUUCCUCGUCGCUCCUAUAAUGAAGAACAAAGAUCUCGCCUUCAAUAUCCCAUGGAUCUAUUCUCUCACACAGGUGCGGUAGAUGCAAUGACCUCUCCUUCUUUGGAUGCUAUUGCUGAUUAUGAUGACGAUGCUGUAUCAACCACUUCCUCUGUACAAUCAGGCGGCACUAAUUCCGAUAUUCUUAGUGCGAACAAGGCGGAUCCUAUUUCUCCUGAUGACGUACAGAUUCUUUACUUUCCAAAGGAUGCUGUCUUGGUACGUGAAGGGGCUCACAACACAGGUCUGUUCUUUGUCAUUGAUGGUCUCUUGGAAGUAUCCAUGACACCCACCAAGGGAGAAGACGUUAUGGAAGAAGCAAGUACAAAGAAGGGCAAGCGACGCACCAAUAGAAAAUCCCGUAUUGUUGACACUGGCUUUGAACUUACUCCUUCAUCCUCUAUCUCCUCAAAGUCAUCAGAACAUUCAAAAGAAGGAAAACAGAUGCCACCUCCUUCUAGCAGUACAACAAGUGCCAAAGUCGACAAGGUCGUCGCUUCGGAUGCUCCUUCUGGUCGCAGCAGUAAAGUCAAGUUUGGAAAGGAAGAUCGUGGAAAGAUCAAGAGACCACUGUAUUUCAUCAAGCCUGGUGGAAUCGGGGGUUAUUUGGAUGCCUUGACUGGGUUUCCUAGUUUUGUUGAAAUUAAAGCAAAGACGGAUGCUUAUGUAGGCUAUGUCUCUAAAAAGCGCUUGGAUAGAAUUAUCGAAAAGAAUCCAACUGUAAUGUUGAAACUGGCUAAACAGCUUGUUGGUCAUGUCAGUCCACUAAUCCUUCAGAUUGAUAUCUCACUAGAAUGGAUGCAGGUGAAUGCUGGUCAAAUUAUCUGCAGAGAAGGUGAACCAAGUGAUGCUAUCUAUAUGGUGUUGCAUGGCCGUUUAAGAACAAUACAUGAAAAGGAAGAAGGGGAUAUUGAGAUUCUUGGAGAAUUUGGUCAUGGUGAUAGUGUAGGAGAACUUGAAGUACUAACUGGUGUUCCUACAUCUGCCACACUUCACGCUAUUCGUGAUACAGAACUUGCGCGUAUGCCUAAAACACUGUUUAAUGCACUUGCGCUUCGUCAUCCAGAAAUUACACUUCAAAUCUCGCGUAUGGUCGCUUUCCGUUCACUUGAACUGCGUAAUAGAGACAUGCAAAAUCCAAAUGUGUUUCGUAUAAGCUCCAAUCCAGAAACGGCGAUCGCUUCAACCGCUGAUCUCAAGGGGUACCCUGAACUCUAUGGUCGAAACAACGUGAACCUAAAGACGAUUGGUAUCAUUCCUGUUAAUUCUGCUGUUCCGGUAACCGAGUUUGCAGAGAGCUUAAAGGCUGCCUUGAUUCAUUCUGUAGGAGCCACAUGUGUCCUUUUGAACAGUGCGACCGUGACAGCGAUCAUGGGUAAAUACGCAUUUUCUCGUUUAGGUAAACUCAAGAUGGCUUCUUGGCUUGCUCAGCAGGAAGAGAAGUAUAGGAUUGUUCUGUACUUGGCUGAUGGUGGCGUUACCUCGCAGUGGACGCGUACUUGUAUUCGACAGGCCGAUUGUAUUUUGUUAGUUGGUCUUGGCGAUGGUGACCCCUCUGUUGGAGAGUAUGAGCGUCUCUUGAUCAACUUGAAGACAACAGCAAGAAAAGAACUUGUCUUGCUUCAUGGAGAAAGAUAUUGUGCUCCAGGCACAACUCAAAACUGGUUAAAGAACCGAUUGUGGAUUCAAGCCCAUCAUCAUGUGUAUAUGGCAUUGCGUCAACAUACUACUUUAGCAGCUAGUGAAAAGUUUGUGCCUCCAUGGUUAGCACAGCAAGGAAGAAAGGUGACCGCAAACUCUAUCACUAUGCUAUCCAACGUCAAAGACCAGAUCAAGGAGUACUAUUCUGCUGUGCCUCCCAUUAGUCGAUUGCUCGAUUUUAAAAAGUCAAACACUAACACGAUGACUGGUGUAAGUUCAACCUCUAGGAAUGACUUUGCUCGUUUGGCUCGCAGAAUCUGUGGCAAAUCGGUGGCUCUUGUUCUUGGUGGUGGUGGUGCUCGUGGUAUCGCUCAUGUAGGUGUUAUUCAAGCCAUUGAAGAGGCAGGCAUUCCGAUUGAUAUCAUUGGUGGCACAAGUAUUGGUAGCUUUGUCGGCGGAUUGUAUGCACGCAAUAUGGACCUUGUAUCUGUUAUUGCAAGAAGCAAGAUGUUUGCAGGCCGCGUGUCUAGCAUUUGGAGACAGAUCAUGGACUUGACUUAUCCUGUCACUGCAUGGUUUACAGGCCAUGAGUUCAACAGAGCCAUUUGGAAAUGUAUUGGUGAUAGUCAGAUUGAGGAUUACUGGUUACCUUACUAUGCAGUGACAACCAACAUUACGUUCUCACGUAUGGAGGUUCAUACGACAGGCUAUGCAUGGCGAUAUAUUCGAGCCUCAAUGUCACUUUCAGGUUAUAUGCCGCCUAUUUGCGAUAAUGGCAAUAUGCUUGUCGAUGGUGGCUAUAUGGACAAUCUUCCUGUCUCAGUGGCUAAAAGUAUGGGAGCAGAUAUCAUCAUUGCUGUCGACGUUGCUUCUGAGGAUGACACGAGUCCUGUUUAUUAUGGUGAUUCCAUCAGUGGUUGGUGGGCACUCUUACAUGGCCUCAAUCCGUUCAGAACCUACAACAUUCCAAGCAUUGCGGAAAUUCAGAGUCGACUUGCUUAUGUGAGUAGUGUUGCGAAAUUGGAAGAGGCCAAAGUAACGGAUGGCACGCUCUAUCUAAAACUGCCUGUACAACAAUGGGGUACUUUGGAAUUUGCAAAGUAUAAUGAUAUAUUUCAAACGGGUUAUGAUGUCGGAAAAGAGGUGGUGGCUCGUUGGAAAGCAUAUGCUUCUGGAAAAUUGACAGAUGAUGAACAAGAUCCUAUUUUGAAAGGAAAAGAAGUGAAAGGAAAGAGAGGAAGAAGAAAUAGUAUUUAAUGACAUUCUUUUGUAUGUAAAUUCUUUUGCUUAUACAUUGUUUAUAAUAAACGAAUUGCUGUGUCAUGUAUAAUUUUAGUAUGGGCC
Messenger RNA from Rhizopus microsporus ATCC 52813, 5246 nucleotides. RefSeq names its product patatin-domain-containing protein. Gene Ontology annotation, cellular component: endoplasmic reticulum. The coding region runs from base 333 to 5159 and encodes 1608 amino acids. The transcript is spliced from 4 exons. Lineage: Eukaryota; Fungi; Mucoromycota; Mucoromycetes; Mucorales; Rhizopodaceae. Gene Ontology annotation, molecular function: phosphatidylcholine lysophospholipase A1 activity. The record is from RefSeq and is a predicted model, not a curated record. Gene Ontology annotation, biological process: phosphatidylcholine metabolic process.